Molecule: messenger RNA, 3965 nt
Organism: Octopus bimaculoides (California two-spot octopus)
Lineage: Eukaryota; Metazoa; Mollusca; Cephalopoda; Octopoda; Octopodidae
Product: WD repeat and HMG-box DNA-binding protein 1
Biological process (GO): mitotic cell cycle; DNA repair; DNA-templated DNA replication
Cellular component (GO): nuclear replication fork
Molecular function (GO): chromatin binding; DNA binding; protein binding
Source: RefSeq, a predicted model, not a curated record
UUUCUUGCUUUCGUGUUAAAAAGUUUUUCAUGUUGUUAUGGAUCCUCUAGCGAAACCGUCAAUUCGAUAUGGACAUAGUCCCGGUCACACGGAUGUCUGUUAUGAUGAUUCUGGAAGAUACAUUCUGAGCUGUGGAACCGAUGGUGAUGUUCGUAUAUGGGAUGGCUUCAACGAUUCUGAUGCGAUGUCAUAUCAGAUUGGAGACAAGGUUUUUGCUGUUUUGUACAAGAAUCACAAGUUCUACACUGCAUCUGAUGUCAACAGCAUCCAAAUAUACACAUUUCCAGAUGGCAUAGCAGAUGGGAUGGUCACACGGUUCACUGCUCCUGCUAACCACAUGUGCUUCAACAGAGCAGGAACAAUUCUGGUUGCUGGGGCAAGUGACUUCAUGAUCAAAAUCACAGAUGUACGAUCAAGCAAACAGAAAUCUCUCCAAGGACACGAAGCUCCAAUAUUGAGUGUGGCUUUACAUCCCAAAGGACUCUUUCUGGCAUCGUCCAGUUGUGAUGGAUCCUACCGUGUCUGGUCAAUGUCUACUCAUACCAGUGUGAAGACAUGGAAUGGUUUAGCACGAUACAGUGAUGUGAGCUUGGCGAAAUCUCUUUGUCGUUUAUGCUGGGACCCUCUUGGAGAGAAUCUCUUGGUUCCUGUUGAAAAGGAAAUUAUUGUUUAUGAUACAAAGACCUGGAAUAAAACUGCAGCUUUAACUGAUGCAAAGAUAAAAGACACCAUUUCCAUUUUGAUGUUCUCCAGUUGUCAGAAGUAUUUGGCAGCAACAUGUUUCGAUGGUCUCUUGCUAAUUUUUGACUGGAGCAAAAGACUUUGCAUACAAAGUUAUAAACAUGAGAAGACCUUCACAGCUAUUUCCUGGAAUCCAAUAAAGAACAAUGAAAUUGUUUUCACUGAUAAUGAGGGACAGAUUGGAUUAUUUGAAAAUGUUUUAUCGACUGCUGCUAGUAAAAACGCUAGCGCCGAACAACCUGCAGUCACCACACCCAACCCUGCCUCCUCUGCUGUGGAUAACAAUUUAGAUGACGAUGAUAUUUUCGAUGACCUUGAUGAUGAGAUGUUGUCUGGCGCCAUUGGACCUGACAUUCCUUCGGUAGAUGCUGGAGAGCAGAGCGAUAACGAGUUUACUGCUAAACUCAAUCCUGAAGCCAUAUUUGAUGAUGACGCAUUGAAAGAUGGAGCUUCAAACAUGUCCGAUGGAGAAAGUACCACAACUGACCAACCUCUGAAACCGACCGCUGCUGUUCCAUAUAACGAACCAAAAAUACUUGUUCAAAAGCCUUUCCAACCUGGUUCUACACCUGACCAUCUUUCUCAAAGAUUUAUGAAAUGGAACUCGGUUGGCAUCGUGAAGCAAUAUAAUGCAGAUGGCGAGAACUCCAUUGAUAUAGAAUUCCAUGACACUGCAGUGCAUCAUUCGAUGCAUCUCAACAACAACGUCGGCUACACCAUGGCGGACAUUUCCAAAGAAUGUGUUCUUUUGGGGAGUCCAAAUGAUGAAGAAUCUGGCCGCAGCAAGCUGACGUGUUUACACUUUGCAGCCUGGGAUAAUUCCAAAGAAUGGUCCAUUACUCUACCAGAGGAAGAAGAAAUUUUGGCCAUAACUGCUGCUGAGACAUGGGUUGCCAUGGCCACCAGUGAACAACUUCUUCGACUCUUUACCAUGACGGGCAUUCAGAAAGAAAUCCUUACUCUCGCAGGACCUAUUGUAUGUCUGGCGGGCUUUAAAGACUUCUUGAUGGUUGUCUACCAUCGAGGUGGCGGUCUUCCUGGUGAACAGUGUUUGGGUAUUGACCUUUAUCAACUGACAUCAAAGAAGAAAUGCAUUUUGAAGGAUCUGCUUCCUCGUAGUCCCAAGUCUUUCCUUUGCUGGGCUGGGUUUUCUGCAGAAGGUACCCCAUUCUAUAUGGAUUCCAGUGGCAUGCUUAACAUGCUGAACCGGAAAUUUGGUAACUCUUGGACACCAGCAUGUGAUACAAAGUCUUUUGCAAAAGGAAAAUCAGACCAUUUCUGGAUCAUCAGUAUACUAGAAUCUCAACAGCAGAUCAGACCAACUCUUCCACGUCCCAUGUUGAGAAUGUUACCUCUGCAGAUACCCAUGUGUGAGCUCAGCACAGAGAAGAGCCAAUAUGAAGAGAAGUUUAGGCGUCUGAGUUUUGUUCAAAGUGCAACUGAGCAUUGUAUCCAGCUGGGUGAAGAAGUGGAUACCAGAUAUCAAGAAGAAGCAGUGAGGGGAAUGAAAGAAGAACUCAUGAAGUCGUUUGCUCUUUCGGUGCGAUCGGAACGAGAAUGCAGGGCUUUGGACAUAUGCGAGAUGAUGCCUGAUGAGCACACGCUGCAGCUGGCUGUCAAGUACGCAGCAAGACUGACGAGGAUGCAACUUGCCGGACGCAUCAAUGAGAUGGCGCACAGGCGGCGCAUGGCAGAAGAGAUGCGAAUCAUGAAGAGAAAGUCCAGAGCAUCAAACAACUAUGGAGACUCUUCUUCUUCUUCUGCUGAGGAAGAAGAGGGUGGUGGUCGUGGCGGUGAUAAUAAUAAUGAUGAUGAUGACGAGAGUAGUGAUGAUGAUGGUGCUGCUGCUGUGUGCAAUGGGAAGAAGAUUCUGGCCAACCAGAGGCCAGACAACGCGAAGAAUAAGGCGCGACCAAAUCUGGUCCCACGUCGGAAUCCUGUCAAAGGUUCUGUUAAUGAUCCGAGGAAGAAAAAGCAGCGGAAGCAGGAUGAAGCGGGGGAAAAAGAAAAAGAAGACGAGGAAGGAGAGGAGGAGGAAGAGGAGAAAGAACAGGUAGAGGAAGAUCAGGAGGAUGAAGCUGAUGAUUGUGAUGAUGAUGGUGGUGGUGGCAGUGAUGAUUAUGAUGAUGAUGUUGAUAUGAAACAGAAGGGUCCAGAGAAUGGGGAUGAUGAUUCGGAUGAGGAGAAAGAGAACAGCCUGGAUGGUGGCAGCGGAACACCAAAGUCAGGUAAAAGAGAGAAGAAAGGCACCUCAUCUCCAACAGUUUUCCCCUCAUCAAGCAAUGUAACAAACCCUUUCAAAAUUGGGACCCCACAGAAACCCCUCCCGGCCAUGAAAGGUACUCAGGUUUUUGAUUCCAUGACUCGAAGUAAACCAGUGAAGCUGUUGAGUUCUUCUGAAGCCGUUAAGCUGAAGACGGGAUCACGGAAGAAACAUGUUCCAGUGAAAUCUGGUUUUUCCGCCUGGUUUAAAGAAAACAAAGAUGACCUUGAACAAGAAAACCCUGACAUGUCAGCAGACGAACUGAAACAGUUGGCAACAAGCAGAUACAAGGAACUUUCCAGUGAAGAAAAAGAGAUUUGGUCACAGAAGGUGAAUGAUAAAUCUGAAGAGGUCAAGACUGCGAAGAAACGUAAACGAGCUAAUGAGGAAUCUCUAAAUGGUGGUGGUGGUGAUGGUGGCAGUGGUAACAAGGAAUCAGGUCGGCAGAAUGGCAAGAAGAAGAAGAAGAUUUUAUCACAGGAAACAAAUUCUAAACUGAUUAAUUUUAUGUUCAAAAAAGACUAAUGGACAUGAAAUAUUAGAUCAUUGUAUAAAGCAUAUAGUCACAUUUUCACACUCAUUCAUUCAUAUAUACACACACAUAUACAUACACACACAUACAUACACACAUACACACACACACACGCACACGUGUGUAUUUAAUGUGUGUGUUUAUAUAUACAUAUAUGCAGAUAAUAUUGCAUUACUUUGUAGCUCACUCUCGUAUAUAUAUGUGCGUGUGUGUGUGUGUGUGCGUGCGCGCGCAUGUAAAUGUAUUUAUAUUUGUGUGUUGUGUAUAUAUAGAUAUGUUAUGUUUAGUGUUGACUUUCGGAAGAUAGACAAUUCAACACCAUAACAAGAGACUGACUCAACUAAAAUAAUGAUAAAAACAACAAUAAUUACACACACACACAUAUGUAUAUACAUAUACAUCUAUCUCUCUCUCUCUCUCUCUCUCUCU